CCGAGCUGUCCGAGAAGUGAAUUCAUUAUGAGUUACUAUUUGUUUCUCUCUCUAUUAAUUGCCGUUUGCAAGGCGGGCAUAAUACCAAACGAGGAUUAUUCGCACCAUGCGGUUUAUCACGGCUAUGGCGCUACCAGUUAUCAAAACGUGCGGCUUAAUAAUCACGAUGCUAUAGAGUUGCCCGCGAAUUAUGGAGACCCCGCAGAAAUUCAGGAGGCUGAUGUGGAGCACCAUCACGAGAGAAUCAUCCCAAUUGUGGAAUCAGACAAUGACGUAGAUCACAUCGUGUCUCAUUCCGCUCCAUAUGAAGAAUUUGCUGUUGAUGACGUCAAGUCUGACAUACUCGAUCAUGAUCAUUAUCUCGAUCAUGACCAUUAUGAAACAUCAUUAUGAUCUUCAUCUAUAAAAAUGAUUUAGAAAAUAGUGUUCGAAUAAUUAAAGUGCAAUCUUUGUCUAUGUGAUCAAUUUAAAAUUAAUUGAAAAUUUCUGAGACUCAAAUGUAUUUAACAGACACGUUCGAUUAUUUGAUAGUUAAACAAAAAUAAUUAAUACGUGUUUUAGAAAAUAUUCUUUUUAUAGCGCGCAUAACUGUUUUCGCAUCGCAGUUUUAAUCGUAGUACAAAUAUGUUCUUGUGAAAAUAAUUCGCAACAGACGAAAAUAAUUGCGAACGUGAUUUGCGUAAUUUUUUUUAUUUCGUCCUUUA
Molecule: messenger RNA, 704 nt
Organism: Trachymyrmex cornetzi
Lineage: Eukaryota; Metazoa; Arthropoda; Insecta; Hymenoptera; Formicidae
Exons: 3
Coding region: 28-393 (121 amino acids)
Source: RefSeq, a predicted model, not a curated record